CGACAACUAGCUUGUCUUGUGGCUUUACAACCAACAAGAGCCACGUUACAGAAAUACAGCUACAUUUUCAGAAAUGGGGAACAAAUAAAGAUGAGCCAAUAAAAUAUGAAUUAAAAGAAAAUAAGGAACUGGAUCCAGAAAAAGGAAGAAUUAGACACUGAGUGGAAAUGGAAAUAAAUUCACACAACAAGAUGUCUAUAGAUUUAACAGCUGCACUGACUGUCACCAGAUUCCAGUCUUGGUCUCCAACCAUAAUCUCAGAAGUGUUCAACAACUCCAAUGGCUCCUCAUUACCCCCCAAACAAUGUGUCCGUGACACUCGAAUCUCCCAAGUUGUGUUUCCAGUCCUCUACGCCCUUGUAUUCUUACUUGGAUUGUUGCUGAAUGGAUUCUCCAUCUGGAUUUUCUGCAAAGUUCCCAGCCACACUGUUUUCAUAGUCUACCUGAAAAACACAUUGGCUGCUGACUUCGUAAUGAUUUGUAUGUUACCUUUCAAGAUCCUUACAGAUUCUGGAAUUGGGUCACUGCAAAUGAAGGCGUUCGUUUGCCGCUUUUCGUCAGUAGUAUUUUACGUAUCUAUGUACAUUAAUAUAAUACUUCUUGGACUCAUUGGUCUUAAUCGUGUUCUAAAAAUUGCACGGCCAUUUGGAAAGAAGUGGGUGGAUAAUGUGUUCAUUGCAAGAGCACUUUCCAUAGCAGCAUGGCUUCUUAUGUUUGGAAUAUCCAUACCAAAUAUGGUACUUUCUAAUGAAAAGGCAACAGAGCUUACUGUUAAGAAAUGUGCUUCUCUAAAAAGCAAACUGGGUAUCAAGUGGCAUGAAGCAGUAAAUCAUUUUUGCCAGUUUAUAUUCUGGACUACUUUUACCCUCAUGGUAAUAUUCUACACAAUUAUUUCAAAAAAGGUUUAUGAAUCAUACACAAAUUCUAGAAGCAGAGACAGCAGCACAACAAAGAAGACGAAAGCAAAGGUUUUCAUUAUUGUUGCAGUAUUUUUUCUUUGCUUUGCGCCUUUCCAUUUUGCAAGGGUUCCCUAUACAAUUAGCCAAACGGGCGGCAUAAAAGACUGCAAUGUGCAAAACAAACUGUAUAUUGCUAAAGAGACUACGCUCUGGCUGGCUGCCACCAAUGUCUGCAUGGAUCCUCUGAUAUACAUACUGUUGUGCAAGCCAUUUCGACAACUGCUAACAAAAGGAUCUCGUUCUGCAACUACAAGUAUGGAGGCUCAAACCUGCCAAGAUUCAAGAAUGUAGAAUUGCUAAUAACAAACCAUGGCUGAGUUCAUCAUGCACUCUCAGUUCAACAUAAUGGACUGUUCUAAAUUUUGACACAUAAAGUAAGAGUUCAAUGCUUUAACAUGUUUCAAACUCAUUACUGUUCACAAAGCAGGAAGGAAAGGGCUACUGAAUAAUACACAGUGAUCUACAAGACUCAUUUAUAAGAUGCGGAUGUACCACUGUGCAGAAUUUAAAUGGGGUAGUGAGUUCAAGGGUGCCCUGUUCUCAACAACUCAGGGCAGACUUUUAGUACAAUGUUUUCUUGCACAUUGCGUCUGAUGGCACUUGAGCCUAGCAUGUUCUGAUACUAAGCAGGGUAGGGGUGUUCCUGGGAAUGUCUAUGUCUGACCCAAGUGAUACCACACAUGCUGAGCUGAUACUGAGGGAAGAGCAAAGAGUUGCACGUAUGAGCACAGGACACAAAUUUCAGGGUCAAAGUGAAUACAAUAAAGGGAUUUAAAAAAAUGCAUGAAAAAAAUAAUAAAACCCUACCUCUGAAUACUUAAUAAUAGAGCAGAAUGGAAAAUGUUGAUGAAUUUGUUAAAAAUACAUAUUUAUACUCAACUGUGAUUAUAAUUUUCAUAUAUUUUUGAUUAAAAGAAAUUGAUUGAAUA
Molecule: messenger RNA, 1888 nt
Organism: Xenopus tropicalis (tropical clawed frog)
Lineage: Eukaryota; Metazoa; Chordata; Amphibia; Anura; Pipidae
Gene: p2ry13
Product: purinergic receptor P2Y, G-protein coupled, 13
Biological process (GO): G protein-coupled purinergic nucleotide receptor signaling pathway; G protein-coupled receptor signaling pathway; signal transduction
Cellular component (GO): plasma membrane; membrane
Molecular function (GO): G protein-coupled purinergic nucleotide receptor activity; G protein-coupled receptor activity
Source: RefSeq, marked provisional